ACGCUCCCUGUGACUAACUGUUAGCGUGCUAACGAGAGUACGCAGAAGCAAAAUAGAUAUCCCAAAAUGGCAACGGCAAUUUACUUGGAGCAUUAUCUUGACAGUAUAGAAAAUCUACCAUGUGAGUUACAGAGGAACUUCACCUUGAUGCGGGACCUGGACAACAGAACCGAGGAAAAGAAAGGCGAGAUCGACAAGCUGGCGGAGGAGUACAUAGCGAAUGUGAAGAACCUCGCCUCGGCGCAGAGAGUGGAACACCUGCAGAAGAUCCAGAACGCCUACAGCAAGUGCAAAGAGUUCAGUGAUGACAAAGUCCAGCUUGCCAUGCAGACGUAUGAAAUGGUGGAUAAACAUAUCCGCAGACUGGAUGCAGACCUGGCUCGGUUUGAGAACGAGCUGAAGGAGAAACUAGAACAGAGCGGCUAUGAAAGUGCAGAUGGAAGAGCGCUGAAAAAGAGCGAGAUGCGGAGCCAGAGAGAGAAGCGUGGGUCCAGGGGUCGAGGAAGGAAGGGCUCCGACGAAGAUUCUCCCAGAAAGAAGAAGAAGGCCAGUCCGGUCCUGAGCGACGCCCUCCUGCCGAUGCAACCGUCAGACGUUUUGGACAUGCCGGUGGACCCCAAUGAGCCGACGUACUGCCUGUGCCACCAGGUUUCCUACGGAGAGAUGAUCGGAUGUGAUAAUCCUGAUUGUCCCAUUGAGUGGUUCCACUUUGCCUGUGUUGACCUCGCCACCAAACCAAAAGGAAAAUGGUUCUGUCCGAGGUGCACUCAAGACAGGAAGAAAAAAUGAAAUUUUCCUUUCAGAAAUGGCAACCUACGUUUGUGUUAUUGGUGUCACUAAGUAGUCUAGUUUGUAUUUUGUUUCAGCAAUACUCCGUUUUAAAAAGACGGUUUGUACAACUUUCCUUGAAAACCUUAUCCAGAUUUGGUGUAAAGCUACUUUUGUGACAUAUUUCCUCACCAGCUUCCCCCAUGUUCCCUUCCCCCUUUAAAUUUUAGCACAUCCGUCUUUGUCUUGUAGCUUUAAAUCAAAUUGUCAUACAAUACAUUUACUGUGUUGUCCGGGUCUUGUCAGAAAGUUUCUCCUUUUCGAGUAAAAAAGAUGUAAAUACUAUCUUGACUAACGAAGUCGCAAGUCCAAGAUUGUUGCUUUAGCAUACUUGAAAUGUCAGUUUUAUAAACAACUAUUUUUUUUUAAGAAACAAAUUAACGAGCCUGCUGAGAAUUACAUAUAAAACACCUGUAUGUCCUUACGGAAACAACGGUGGUUAAAAGAAAAAAAAGAAAAAGGAAGUCAGAUUUAGUUUGUCGUUACUACCUCUUUAGGGUUUUACACUAGAACCGCAUAAAUGACUGCAAGUGACCGAGUGAUACAACAAUCACCUUAAACCAAACUGGCAAAGAAGAAAUGUAAACUCAAAAUUUCAACACAAGCCUAUGACAUUUUUGAAUGUAUUGUGGUACUAAUGGUCAGUCGUUGUCUUCUGUCACCUGAAUGAGGUAUUCAAGCACUUUGAAUGAAACCGUUGCCCCUGAAGACGUUUGAUCCUGCGGGCGUUUUAAGACGUAGUUUCUCAUAGCCAACUUUGCUAUUGAAUGUCUGCUGUUUUCCUGGCUUGUACAACUGUAGGGAAAACGCCGGUUCUCCACAUCGAACCGUACAUGGACAAAUAUAUAAUGUAUUUUUUUGUAUUGAAAAGAUAUUUUGUAGACAAAUUAUUCCAAAGAGAUAUGUGUGUUGCGUUUAAAUCCCGGUGACUCAAGAUGUAAUUUAUUAGAACUUUAGCAGCUUCUUUUAUAUUUGACUGUGAAUAUCCUUCAUUUAUGUGCAAACCACAAUAAAUAAAACCAAAGUAUGUAUUUUGUAAAAGUCUUGUAUUUUAUAACAAAUAAAUUUCAAUUAUUAA
Messenger RNA from Xiphophorus maculatus (southern platyfish), 1906 nucleotides. It is a transcript of the gene ing5a, whose product is annotated as inhibitor of growth family member 5. Gene Ontology annotation, biological process: positive regulation of apoptotic signaling pathway; positive regulation of DNA-templated transcription. Bases 67 to 789 code for a protein of 240 amino acids. Gene Ontology annotation, molecular function: chromatin binding. Gene Ontology annotation, cellular component: nucleus. Lineage: Eukaryota; Metazoa; Chordata; Actinopteri; Cyprinodontiformes; Poeciliidae. The transcript has 8 exons. The record is from RefSeq and is a predicted model, not a curated record.